Molecule: messenger RNA, 1246 nt
Organism: Paramacrobiotus metropolitanus
Lineage: Eukaryota; Metazoa; Tardigrada; Eutardigrada; Parachela; Macrobiotidae
Exons: 3
Coding region: 1-1008 (335 amino acids)
Source: RefSeq, a predicted model, not a curated record
AUGUACUCACACAUCACAUUAUUUCCGAUUUCCGAUUUCCAUGGGAUCACUGGGAAGACGCUGCAUCAGCUGCACCGCAUUUUCCACUCUCACCGGCUGUUUGAACAGCGCUGCACUCCGAAACUGAUCAUCUACGUUCGCCUUCUACCAGGUGGUGGUCUAUCUCACCAAGCGCUCCGAUUAGCAAUUCCCGCUAAAGUGGAUGACAUAAUUGCGGAAGGUCUACGCCAUCAGGUGGACGACCUGGUGGUCCUGCCUUUUGACCAUAGUCCAGGAACAGCCGGCGCGCUGCCGUGGCCGGCCUACGAUCCAGAAGCACUGCAGCGUCCACACCUGGGUGGCAAUGUGACGUUCAGCUGUGUGCUGCCGCCGGGGACGCCGUCGAACGCGGUGUCCUGGCUGCACCAGGACCGUGUUGUCUUUGAACGCGGCCAGCCGGUGCCGGAGCAGGAUGGCCAGGAGUACAGCUUCAGUCACGUGGACACGCUGAUGCUCUUCCGCAUCAGUCAUAUCUCUUUCCUGUCCAGCGGAUCGGUCGCCUGCGUCAACACCGUCGACUCCCUCCCCAUCAAACGCUACACGCUGCUGCCGCGGGUUACCCGCGCCACCCAGGUGUUCCAGACCCCGAUGCCGGAUCAGCGGGUUACCGAAGGGGACACCCUGAUCAUCAGUUGUGCAUUGCGCCUGCCGCUGUCACCGCAAGUCAUAAAGAAUGACCUCCUGCAGAACCAUGUUAUGUUCCGUCACAACGGCCGGUUGCUGUACUGGCCGGACGAAGCACCGUACGGGCUACUCCGGCCCCAUGGUCCGCUCGUCGAUGGGAAGAAAAACGGGGCAUUGGAGGUGAAUCGUGCAAUCCGCAGUCCGUUCGUCGUGCAAGCGGAUGUACCCAAUAUCAGCGCUGUCAGCGGCACGGGUACGGCAGAAUGCUGGUUCCGGCCGCAUGCCGGUCUACACGAGUGGAUUGUGCAAAAGGCCAUGGUCGUGGUAUUGUCACGCAAGGCAUGAUUUUAACCAUGCGCAUCCUAUUUAUCAGGCUUACUUAUUUUUUUAAAUAAUUUAUUUAGUUAUUUUACUAUUAUUUAGUAAUAGUUUAUUAUCGGGUUGACCGGGUUGUUAAUAUUACAGUGCUACUACUGUAUUUACAUUAGAAUGCCGAAUCAUGCUUUACAGCAAUGCGGUUGCAAACGCAAUACGUAGUUAGCGGUUAACUUCUCCUAAGAAUGAAUAUAUUCACUGUUCACAA